Messenger RNA from Symbiodinium sp. CCMP2456, 4692 nucleotides. The record is from the annotation of a GenBank genome assembly. NCBI's taxonomy places the organism in Eukaryota, Dinophyceae, Suessiales, Symbiodiniaceae.
AUGCUUUCGGUCGCGAACUAUUUGAAGAAGCCUCGGCGCGGUGAGCCACCACCCAGCGAUGUAGGGCCAGGGUCCGCAACCGAAACAGGUUCGGGGAUUGUGCAGUGCUUGAGAGUGAAGGGCUUUUGCGUCAUUAACCAUGCUGUCUCGGAAAAGAUGGUCGCAAGCGCAUCCGCCGAACUAGAAGCCCAAGAAUGGUACCAGCCGGCAGUCCUGAUUCAGGAAGGCUUGCUCGGCGUUGAGGGUUCAAAUCGAAUUGCCAAAAUGGCAUCAAUCGACUUUCCUGAAAGCAGCGAGCAGUUUCAGGAUGGCCUCGCAGGCAUAGAUUUUGCAAUGUGGAAGCUUGCGGAGGCCAUCGGCCCUUUCCAGGACGAGAUCGGCUUCCGAUGUUGCGGUCGGAGUGUGGGGUUCCUUCACCAGGCGAGCGACCCCGACUUAGAAGAGGCAGAGCUCACCGACCAAGAAGCCAGCGACUGGAGCGCCAUCUUCACAAGCAGAAAGAUUCUGAUUAUGGUCUGUUUAGGUCCUGGCAAAGGGACCCUAGAAAUGCAGCCCUACGAUGACGAGGCGAAUGUCUCAGAGAUCACCACAGUGCCCGGCCUUGUGGUCGUGCUCCGCACGGACCAGCUUUCCUUCAAGUUCUUCUGCAGAGGACGAGAGGCCACGCAUGUGGCCACCUCCUUCAUGCUGCAGAACGACAUUUUGCGAAUGCACAGAAACAAGCUGGAGGCGCACCUGACUCCACCCGCCCAAGAACUGGACCAAUGGAUCGACCAGCGCCUGCGGGAGAUCAAGGAGAUGGAGCCCGAGGAGCCGACAGAGGAUUGGACCGCCAAGGGAGACGUCCCCAGGAACUUUAUCCAUGCCGCGAAUCGGACUUGGUUCAAGCGCCAGACCACGGUCUGCAAGGGUGCAGCUGCCAGGUUACCAGUAACUUGGGAGCCGGAGGUGUUCUUCCUGGGCUUGACAGCAGGUGCUGACACAGUGAUCGAAGUUCCCAUCAUGCGAUGGGAGCAUGAUACUGUGUACGACCCUUCCCCCGAUGCGUGGAAGAAGGAUCCGCCCAUGACGAAUUGCAGGCACGCUUCCUUCGUUGACGGCGUUGAUCUUUUUGACAACAAGCUCUUUGGCUUGUCCCUGGCGGAGACCAAGGGCAUGGACCCUGGCCAACGCCUUGUGCUGGAAGUCACCUACGAUGCACUCUACAGGAGUGGCAUGCGGAAGAACACACUGAUCAACUCCACGUGUGGUAUGUAUGUUGGAACUUCCAUGAGCGAAUGGAACUCGGCGGAAAAGGCCGCAGAUGUUGGUAUCUUUGGUGCUACGGGAGGAGCUCCCAGUAUCACUGCUGGUCGUCUGAGCUUUUGCCUUGGAUGCAAAGGGGCCAGUUUAGCCAUCGACACGGAGGCCGCCUCCGGGCUGUCCGCUACCUUUUGGGCUGCCGAAGCCGUUGAGAAGAAGGGCGCUGGUCAUAUCCAGGAGCUCGCCUGCGGUAUCGGUGUGCACCUUUGCCUGGCAAAGGCAUGGUGGCCUGCCCACACUGCGGCCGGCUUCCUUUGCCCAGGGGGGCGGUCCUUCACCUUCGACGCAAGCGCACAGGGCCAUGUCAGGUCGGAAGGCGUUGGCACCGUCGUGCUUCGAUGUCAAGAGAAGAUGGACGGCCAGGAGGAGAAAGAUGACCAGUCGGUUGGUACCAUUGUGGGUGGUGCCACCCAGAACAGUGGCAAAAGCGCCGGAAUGACUGCCCCUUCCGGUCCUGCAGAGCAGGCUGUGCUGGUGGAGGCCUGCAGAAAGUCGGGCAUCACCACGUUGGACGUGGAUGUUGUCGAGUGCCACGGAUCGGGCCGCUUCAUUGCCGAUGCGAUCGAGGCUGCCUCCUGCGGCCGAGCCUUGAGAGACGGUGCCGACUCGAACGAGGAGGAGAUGUCGCAGCUCCAAGUCUCGCGAUGGCAUGCGCUCGCAAUGCAUCAUGGCCUGCGAGCUUUCGCGCGCCAUGCUGCAAGGGCAGGCCUGGCGGGCUCGCUGACCGUGCAGGCCCAGCAGCAUCGCCGCGAGCCGACUCACUGCUGUUGCUUGCCGCGAGCUUUCUCCCGGCAGCAGCUGGGCUGGGCUGGACAGCGAUCCAGAAGGUCCAGGGCCUGCGCCGGUGACAGAGAGCUGGUGCGAAUCGCAACUUUGAUCAACAAGCUUGUGGACAUGGACGGCUGGGACGAAGACCAAGAGCAGGAACUCUUUGAGCUCUCGGUGUCUGCUUGCCUGGAAGUGAUCUGCAAAGGUUUGGCACCGCCGCAUUACGACAUGCUCCACACGCCAAGAGGGCUGCUCGGCGAGAAGUCCGUGGCCCUCUUGACGGCGAACUUGGUGCAGCAGUGCCAGCGGGAGUGCACUUUCCCGUACAUGGACGAGCAGGACAAGAUGAGGACGAUUCGUGCUGUCGUCUGGGUCAUCGUGGGGUCUUUACAGCCUGGCCGGACACUCCGCUCCUACACCAAGGAGCUCUGUCGGGAUGAGGAGUCUACCCAGUCUGUGGUGGUGGAGGUUUUCAUCGAGGGGGCAAUGGAUGUUUUUUUCGACAGUGAGAUGCGCCACGCUUUGAUUCAGGACCUCAAGUCACAUAUCCCCGACCUCCCGCUGGUGCCGUUUCUCUUCGAGAACAUCGCUGAAUUUCUUAUGAAAACGUUCAGCGACACAUUACAUGAAACACUCAAAGAUGCAUACUUUGUUUUCGUCGAUGCUCGGAAGAAUCGUGAAGACCUUCCAGUCCUCCCGGCGGUUCUUUCUGGCGAUCUGCAAUUGCAAGAGAGCCUUCUGAUGCAAUACUGCGGCCGGCCCUUCAUGUUGCAGCUUCGACGUCUUCUCAUCGAUCGUUUGCUGGAGGACAACUCCAACAGCCUUCCUAUGUUUAUAUCCAAGCUGUCCUUGAGAACACAGGCCUUGGUCCUCGGUCGCUUCGUGGAUCUGCUGUUCAGGGCUUUGCCGGGAUUGGCCAAAAUCGAGGAUACCGUCCAGCCAUUCCACCGCUACAUGCAUGACUCCUCACGUGGCCUGCAUCUCCCGACGCCGGCACAUUCUGCUCCGAUUCAUGUAGACAUGGUGCCUUUGGAUGACCUCAGUACUGCUUGGCACAAGCAGUUGAGGGAGUCACUUGGACGAUGGCGAGACGCUUGUCGGCAACUGCAGGGCACAAUUUACGUCCGCGUCAUCUUUUCUUGCUGUUCCAUUGCAGUCAUUGUCGCUCAGGAUGCGUUUGCGCGGACGCGCCGGCCCGAGGAGUUCUGCCCGACGCUCAACAGAGAACGGCUCUUGGUCGGAAGCGAUGGUCCUGUCGGAAGCGGGUUGGCGCGCAGCCAGAGCUUCGAGAGCGCGGAUGAAAGCCCGGGAUCGAGCUCCACACCUAGGUCCAGCGACGCAUACUUCGAGCGAUACGAAGCCGAGCUUGAAGAGCUCCGACAGGAGGAUCUCCCUUUCAAGACUUUUCAGGCGAGCCCCAACAAUUUGGAGCGCUCACCGAGCAAAAAUUCAAUGUUGCAGCUGUGCAGCAUGAAGACCAAUGUCGGCAACUGCAUUGAGACUUCUGGCAUCGCAAGCUUGAUCAAGACAUUCCACAGCAUCAGGUGGGGCAUUGUGUGUGCAAACAACCACCUCAACCAGCUCAACCCACACUUGGACAUUUCAAGCUGCCCGCUCCUGAUGUGUACCGAGCCCACGGAGCAGAAGCUCAGCGCUGUCUUUGUGGGCGUUUCCUCCUGGGGUUUCGGAGGAACCAACGUCCACAUGCACUGCUACGGAGGCGUGGACGAGGAGAUCCGCCUUCCGCCAGAGCCAACCCCACAGGAGCUGAGACCAAGGCUGUCUUACUGGCCGAGUGGCGGUGGUGACCUGGGAAGCAUGAGCCGGCCGCGCAGGGGCUUCUUCAUCAUUGGCUCAUGGAGCGGCUGGACCGAGCCGGAGCCGAUGGAGGACGAAGGGGAUGGCUGCUACGGCUACACGCUUGUCCUCGGUGAUACGAGAUGGGAGCAAUUCCAGCUGCUCAUUGACAAUAGCUAUUCCAAGGUGUUACAUCCGCAGCGGUACAAGGCGCCGAAGGGAACCGAGGUGUUUGGGCCAACCCGUCAGGAGGAGGUCAUGCAGGACAGCACUUGGUUCGUGGAUGGACGACCCAACAACACCCAGAUCCGUGCCAUCACGGCUUCAGCAGGUGCGACGGCGGUGGCGACUCCAGAGCCUUUGACCUUCACCAACGAGGACGAGGGUCUGCCAGGUCAGCUGUACCGCAUUCGCCUGCAUAUUGCUGGCAAGUGGAGAACGGUCACAUGGGCGAAAGCGAAAGAGGCUCCACAGGGCCUUCUCGCCCUGAAAGGACCCGAGGCCAAGUACUACGUCGCAGGGAGCUGGAAUAACUAUCGUUUCGAAGAGAUGACGGCCGUGAGCGAUGGAACCUACACGUGCGAGGUGUCCCUGUCCUCUGGCCCCAAUCGGUUCCAGAUCACAAGGAAUGGUGACUGGCACCAAGCGAUUUUCCCAGUGUCACCAAAUGCUGGUCCAACCGUCGAGAUCGAAGGGCCAAGCGAUCGGAAAGAUCGACACUGGUUAGUCAGCGCGACUGCCGGCGAGAAGCUGAAGAUUACGUUCCAGCGCACAAUCGAUGCGUCGGGCAGCAGUAAGAUGAAGGUGCUCUGGGAGAAGUUGUAA